This is a messenger RNA of Linum trigynum, 2896 nucleotides long. The record is from the annotation of a GenBank genome assembly. NCBI's taxonomy places the organism in Eukaryota, Viridiplantae, Streptophyta, Magnoliopsida, Malpighiales, Linaceae.
AUCUACACUUACUACUACUUCUCUCUACUUUCUCUCUCUAUACACUUCUUCUCUUCUCUUAUUUCGGACGAGGAGGGGCGCCUACCCUUUCAAGGUCAUGGCUAACACCCCAAACCCCUUGGACCCGAGUGACGCCCAGACGCCCAGUCGCCCGGGCUCAAACAGGAUUAAACUUUAUCAUUAUUUUUUGGUAAUAAUUAUCAAUUAGUUUUGUAACAUGUCAACCCUUUAUGACAAAGAUAUUGUAAGAUUUGAAUCUAUUAGAUAUGGUUUUACUUUUUGGAUGCGUAUCAUGGUGAGGCUUUUGGAGGUCACUUAUCCUUGCACUACUCCACAAUGAGCAUGUUUAAUUUUGGAGUUCGUGCAAAAACUCUUCUAUUCCACACCAAAAAUACGUUUUGUUAGUAAAGCUGGGAUGUUCCUUGUGAAUUAUAUAUCCCUAUCAUGUUUUUUUAAUGUGAGAUUUGUCUAACGUGUUACUACAUACACCCUCCCGACCUCCCCUACCCUUCCUUGCACUGCUCUAAACUCAACACAUUAAUCUUGAAGAUAUUACAAGGAUUCUUUCAUUUAAACUCAAAACUCGUGUUGUCAAUUAAGGUUUGAUGUUUCUUAUGAAUCGUAGAUCCCUCUCGUGAUUUAUCGAUAUGGGAUUUGACCAUGGGCAAAAUCAAGGGCUAGUCUCCAACAUUGUAGUAUUGUCAUACAAAAACCCAUUAAAUUCACAUCGCAACUCAUAUAAUACAACUAAACACUCACAUUCUUCAUUCCUCAAAUUGAUAAGUUCGAUAAUCCAUACGGGGUAAAAUUUUAGUUGUGUAUCAUAUAGUUUACUAGAGUUCACGAAUCACGAUAAUGAAAACUGCUUAAAAAAAAUUAUAAUAGAAUGACUAUUUGUUUGAUUAAUAAUUAACCAACAUAAGCUAAUUCGUAUAAGAAUUUCAUGUUGCACAAACCAAACAUGAGUGACCGAUUAAUAUGCAACGUAGUUAAGUGUUAAACCAUAGAUGAGCCCGCCAAGUUCCGACUAGAAACACAUUCGAAGUGAAGGGGAAAAAAGAAGGCCGCCGAACCUUCGCCUUUUGGCUCUCGCCGAAGCGCUCUAAUCUCCCAUCUUCCCCAGCAGCCUGCUGUUUACAUCAUCCCGUCGUCUCUCUCUCCGUCGCUCACUCAAAAGCAGGCAAGUUCUCUCUGCUGUUUCUUUACCUUCGUGCUCCUUCUCUCUGUGUCUGCUUUCCCUGAUCGCUUCUGAACAUAAACGGUGCUCUUACGGCUUCUGUUGAUUUUACCUGAUUCACGGUGUCCCCGAACCGCCAUACUGAUGCCUUUUCUGGUUUUCGUUCUAAAGUUUCUUUCUUUACAUGUUAAUUGGUCUCUUUUCUGCUUUCGACUCGUUAAGUUAUUCUAGGGUUUUGAAAUUUGUGGAAUGAACAAGCCGAAUUAGAUUAGAACGUGAGGAUUUGGGGAAGACGGUUGUGAGAUGUUCCUGAUUUGGAUGGUUGGGGCAUUCUGAUUGACUGGCUGGAACUUGGUGAUUCUUGUUUAAGAGGGUUUUUCUUUUCUCAGCAGAAAGCUUAGUUCUUUGAUGUGGGUUUAUAGUAUUAGGGAUCAGAAAGCACGCUCCAUUGUUGCUGUUAGAGGUUCCUAUGUCGCAGAUACUUUUUAGUUUUGGUAAUGUCAUUGCAAGUUUGCAACUUCCUCUCAUUUUCCGACUUAGGAAUCGACAGAUUGAUGCCAUGCCUCAGUAUUUUAGUUCAUCCAUAUCUGUUCCUGAUGACUCAGGUGUCAUCACUCAAUCAGAUACUUGUUUUCCAAGGUUAUUUUUGCUGUAGUGUUUCUUCAAAUUAUACUGGUCCAUGAAAGCAGUAGUCUUUUUUUAUUUUAUUAUUAUCAUGGGUUUAUGCACUCCUUGUGGGUUGCAUUCUUAUUGGUAUAUAUGCAGUCCUUGUGGGUUGGAUGUCUGUGUCAUAAUCUUAAGAGUCUCUGGUUUCAUAAUGAGUUCUGAUAGAUAAAUAGACUUGAUGGAACUUUAGUUUCGAGGUCUAGUGAACUGCGAAUUGUAAUCGUGGCUGGUAAAACGUACUCCCCCUGGUCUGUCUCUCAACUUUCUGCUUGUGGAGGAGAUACCCGUACUAGUACGAGAGUUCUUGGUUUUCUCUAGGAACUCAUAGACAAUCAAAGCAGGACUGCAAACUGGUUGCAGGCAGAGUAAAGUUGUUACAUUUCACACACAACUCUGUGUUUACACUUAAACGUUCUUGUUUGCUUUAUCAUUUUGCGUUCUUCCCAUGUUAGACGGAAAAAGAACUCAGUUUCGUGUUGGCUUACCGCCUUAUUUUAACAUCCCUUCAUUGUUCUUGAACUCCCUUGUGCGUAUAUCAGGUUAUCGACUCAAAGUUCUCCAGUUGCCAACAAUGGCUGGGCUUCCAUUGCAGAACUCUGCCCCUGCCCUGGCUUUGUCAGGUUCAAUGCAAGUUGUCGAACCUACGAAGCCCGUUCCAGAGUCCAAGCCAAAGAAGAGGAUCUGCUGUGCUUGCCCGGAGACCAAGAGGCUGCGAGAUGAAUGCAUGGUGGAGCACGGUGAGUCAGGUUGUGCAAAAUGGAUCGAGGCGCAUCGUUUGUGCCUUCGUGCCGAGGGCUUCAACGUUUGAAGUCCACCUAGCGAUCAUUGAUUAUACAACUAAUGAUUUCCCCCCCCCCCCCCCCCCCCCCCCCCCCCCCCCCCCCCCCCCCCCGUAAUGAACAGUAAAACCUCGGUCUUCAGUAAGUUUUGGCGGCUUGUGCUUUAAUAAUUCGCAUUGGGGCCAAUUUCCACACUCAAUUUCCACAUCCGAACCACCUUGUUAAUGGAAUUGGGCAAUGAAUGGCCAUCAAAGAAGAAAACUUUUUUUUGAGU